AUGUCCAACAAAGGAGAAACAAAUGAAACCACCCAUGAGUCACUCCAUGAAGCCGCAAAAAGCGGCGAUCUCGAAGCUGUCAAAAUACUUCUCGACAACGGAGCAGACAUCCACGUGGUAGACUCACUAGGCUCCUCACCUCUUCAUGCUGCAGCAGAACAAGGCCACUGGGACAUCGCCCGACUCCUCCUAGAAAAGAGCAUGUCACCAUGGGCCCGAGAUGCCAACGAUGCACUCCCUAUCCACAACGCCGCAAAAGGCGGCCAUCUAGAGACAGCCCGACUGCUCCUCGAAUGCGACCGAGCGACAGGAAGUUCUUUCAACAAACGAGGCGAGACACCGUUACACUUUGCUGCUAAAAGUGGAAACACAGAACUAGUUCAGCUCCUAAGCUUCAACCCUCGACAAAAUCCUCCGCCCUUGGCGAAACGGUCACCACGAAGUCUGCAAACUUCUCAUACAAUACGACGACGCCCAUAA
Messenger RNA from Penicillium roqueforti, 480 nucleotides. RefSeq names its product ankyrin repeat domain-containing protein. Lineage: Eukaryota; Fungi; Ascomycota; Eurotiomycetes; Eurotiales; Aspergillaceae. Gene Ontology annotation, molecular function: protein binding. The transcript has a single exon. The record is from RefSeq and is a predicted model, not a curated record. The coding region runs from base 1 to 480 and encodes 159 amino acids.